AUGCAUAGAAUUUGGCGCAAUGCAAUGAUCAAGGAUCUUGAAGUUGAAAUAUAUGCGUGUAAUAUAGAUCAAUUAAUAUCAAUAAAAUUUAAAGAUGGGAUCGCUCUUUCUAAAAUUUUAGAAACUAUAUUGGAUAAUGCAAAAAUAAGGAUAUAUGGGAAAUUAACAGUUCUUUUUCAUAUUAUAAAUUUGAAUGAUUUUCUGCAAACUAAUCAAAACAUUGAACUUUGUAUGUUGUUUGAUCCACCAACCUUUAAAUAUAGGCUUAGAAAUAUUUCGAUUACUUUAAAUAGCGAUAAUGUUUCUCGAGCAUGGCAUUCUCACUUACCUUCUCAAAUUGAACCAGUAGAAAAUCUAAAUGAAACGAUAAAGAUAUUAAUCUAUAAUCCACUGAAUUUAGCAAAAAUAGAAGUUUACCUAGAAAUUAAAUUCUAUACUUCAAAUAAAAAUUCUUCAAUAAAUCUCUUAGCAAACCUUUCUUAUCAACCAGCAAAAUACGUUAUUAAUAUCGAAUCGCAAAAUUCAGAUGGCAUUGAUGAUAAAUUUCCAACUAUUGAAGAAAUAUUACAGAGUUUGAAUCUCUAUGAAGCAUUUAUAGAAUUAGAAAAUUUUUCUCCUAUUAUUUGGAAUAAUAUUCUUGAACGGCUGCAUAAUAUCAAAUUUCACUAUCUUAAUUUGCAGGUUCAAAAAGAACAAACUACCGAAUAUAAAGUUAAGGAUUUCAAACUUGGUGUCUUAAUUCCAUGCUUCGUAAUCAAAAAAGAUUUAAUAGAAUUCAAACAAACAUUUCUUGAUCUUGAAUAUUCAGAUAAAAAAUGGUUUGGAGAAAUUAAUGGAAAAGUUGAGAUAGACAAGAAAUAUGAUUGUUCUAUCAGGUAUUUGGCUCCAACAAAAGAAUGUUCAGGAACUUUAGUUAUCGAAAAUCUUUUGGAAGAUUUUACUUUACUUGAAGCUCUUAGAAUUUUUGAACUUGGUGAUAUUUCUAAAAUCCCUACUCUCGGAAAUCUGCUCGCAAGUACAAGUAUUUCAAAAAUUAAUAUUAAUUUGAAUAAAAAUUCAGCUUUCUCCAUUCAAGAAUUAUCUAUAGAUCUUAAAAUAGACAAUCUUAAUUUGGAACCUCUAAAUAUUAAUAAUGCGAAAGUGAAAAUUUUUUAUUCCACUGCAAAAAAUGAAAACCAAUCAGUGAUCCGGAAAUAUAAUAUUGAGGGUACAAUAAACGAUACAUUGCUUGCAAAAUUGAGCUAUGAUAAUAAAGAACAACAAAUUCGAGCUACUUUGUCACCUUACAAAGAACAAACCCUUGCAAAAACUGUCGAUUUGUUGAUACCUUUGAUAAUAGAAACAUUUGAUAAUUCUAUAUUUAAAACUAACCUUGAUAAAUUAACAUUAAAAUAUCAUAAAGAAGCACUAUUUAAUUUAGAAGCUGAAAUAUCUCGUCAGAAUUUAAAACCAUACGAUAACAAACUUUGUACAAAGAUAGUAAUUGAUUGUAAAAGAAAUAAAAAUUGGUUGACAGUUAAAGCUUCGAUAAUACCAAUUGAACAAACUUCCUUAUCUUUAAUUGAUUUAUUAAAUCUUGUCACGGGGGGAUGUAAAUUUGAGUUACCUAAAAAUUUAUCAAAUUUGCCAAUAUUUGAUAAUCUUAUAGUAGAAGACGAAAGUUUUGUCGAAAUCUCAUUAACACCUUUUGAGAUAAUCAAAUAUACCGUUUCGGUGAAAAGUAAUACUUCUUAUAAACUAUUGGAAGAGCCUUUAAUUAGGUUAGAAACUGUUGGAGUUUUGGUUAAUUAUGAUCGCAGUAAGCCUAAGGAUAAAACAUGUGAAGGAAUGCUAUUUGGAACGGUUGUUCCGAGUUAUGCUAUUAAAAUCUUAUUAGUAGUCUCAAAAUCUGAAAAAGUCAAUGGAGACAUUGUUGUCGCAAGUUUCCUAGCUACUACAGAAAAAGGAAUUUAUUUUUCAGACAUUGCCAGUGUGUUCCUACAAUGGGAAGAUAAGAGUAAAUGGUUAAAUCGCGACGUAAAACAAUUGAAAUUUAGAGCAUCAUUACCAAAUGAACUAAAUAAGAUUUCUGAUCAAUUAUUUUCCAAUACAUCGACCAAUCCAGAAGCCUAUCUUUACAUUAAUAUUACAAAAAAGGUUGUUGCAUUAUUUGCAAGAAUCGAAUCAAUUGGAGAUGCUUUGCUCUUGGUUAAAAAAUCACCUCAAGAAAAUAAGAGAGAAUAUAUUUUCGCUAUUAACACUCGUGAAAGUUUUAAAUUCGGUGAUAUUUUCAACUCUUCAAAUGAUGUAUAUAAAAUAUUACCACUUACACGAGGCAAUAUUCUAUAUUUAUCAGGCUCAAAUUUAAUGUUUGAUCAAAUUGACGAAGAAUUGAACUCUAUAUGUUUGACACUAGAGAAAUUAUUAAAUGUUAAAAUUAAUUCGCUCAUAACGAUUAAAUUACCAAAUAAUCGAGAGGAUGUUUACGUUCCGGAAUUAAAGCCUGGAAUGUGGUUGUAUGCUGAAUUGAAUUACAAUAUACCAUAUAGUGCUUUUUCAUCAAAGAGCGAAUUCAAUGCAGCUAUUACUAACUUGACCUUUUAUGGUGGUAUAAGUUUUGAAAGUAUUAAGUUAAAUUUUGUUCCAAACGAUAAGAGAUUAAGAAUUAGUGGGAAUUUAAAUUUUGAGAAAUACUUGAAAACGAAUUGUGUAAUCGAAGGUGAAUUAGAAAUUGAAGAAAAGAAAUCCAAAUUUGAUGAUAAUUCUGAUAAAGAAAAGAAAGAAAAGUCUACUACAUUGUUAUCGGGAGAUAUCUUAUUUAUAGAAGGGAUACCAUAUAUUAGUAGAGUGUUUAUCAAAAAAGAAGUUAGCAUUAAGUAUUUACUUUCUAUAGCAUUUUCUGAAGGUCUUAAAGACCAAACAUGGCUCCAAAAGCUUCCGGAUAUUUCUUUUAGUGAAGGUGAAUUGUAUUAUUCAGUUUUACCCGAUAGUUUGGAAAGCUCAUAUAACAAAAUUAGAAAGAAUUAUAAGAAAGAUUUCAACGCUAAGGCUCGUAUAAAUUUAUUUGGAAAAAACUUCUUGAUCACAGCCAAAAUUAUUAAAGGACAAGGAAUAAUAAUUGAAUUGAUUCGUGAUGAAAAAGAAUCUGAGAUAGAUCUUGAAUUUGUCAUAUUGCAUGAUUAUAAAUUGAUAAUACAAAAAAAGCCAGGAUCAAAAAAUAUGAGCAUUGAGAUGAAAGGUUCACUCAAAUUUUUAGGCACGGACUUUGAACUUGUUCUAACAUUCAAUCCAAAAUAUCGGAGAUUAGAAGGAUCUAUCAAAGCUAAUGAUAAGAUUUUUGGAAUGGAUCCAUUGCUUGAGGUGUAUUGGUCUAAAAUGAACGGAUUUAUAAUUUCUAAAUGGCCGAUAAUUGGUGAGUUAUGUUGGAAAGCGGAAGAUUUUGCAAAAUUAAUCGAAGAAAUUUCGAAAAAAUCCAUAUUUUGUACUGUAAUUAAAGAACUUAAACUAUAUGAAGAAUUUGAAGGAAAGUUGAAAAUAGAAUCCAAACAACAUCUUCCUAGAAUUCCAGGAAAAGACUUUUCCCUUGAUGUCUUUGGUUAUUACACAAUUAUUAUAAAAGCUCCAAAUAAAGAUCCAACUUAUAUUGAAGAGAUCCCGAUAUCUUUCCGAUUUGAUAUAGAGUUUCCAAAAGAAAUUUUGAGAGAAUUUUUUGAAAACAAUCUAAUUAUAUAA
Molecule: messenger RNA, 3711 nt
Organism: Scutellospora calospora
Lineage: Eukaryota; Fungi; Glomeromycota; Glomeromycetes; Diversisporales; Gigasporaceae
Source: the annotation of a GenBank genome assembly